Messenger RNA from Annulohypoxylon maeteangense, 1365 nucleotides. RefSeq lists its product as uncharacterized. The coding region runs from base 45 to 980 and encodes 311 amino acids. NCBI's taxonomy places the organism in Eukaryota, Fungi, Ascomycota, Sordariomycetes, Xylariales, Hypoxylaceae. The transcript is spliced from 2 exons. Gene Ontology annotation, biological process: dolichol-linked oligosaccharide biosynthetic process; polyprenol catabolic process. The record is from RefSeq and is a predicted model, not a curated record. Gene Ontology annotation, molecular function: 3-oxo-5-alpha-steroid 4-dehydrogenase activity. Gene Ontology annotation, cellular component: endoplasmic reticulum.
CGUUAUCAACAUCGAGCAUAGAGAAUUAAUUCCCUUGCUUCAAGAUGCAAGCAACGGAUCUGCUUGCAUACGCCGCCGACAUCAACCCAGCAACGUAUUGCCAGCUUUUCUACGUCCUUGCGGCCGCAACAGUUUUGGCCAUCGCAGCAACUCCAGAAUCUAUACAAAGCUUGCUCACUCGGUACGGUGCUCGAAGCUCAGCCGAGAACGGUAGAGAUAAGAGAGCCGGGAAUGGGCUUCUCGUCAAGGCUACCAGUUGGGCGACGUCUGUUGGAAAAGUUCCUCAUUCAUGGUUCAUUCAUUUCUACAUACUUUCCGUGACCUGCUCCGCUUUCUGGGCAGUCCAGUUUCUUCAGCAUGGAUCGAUCAUGGAUUUCAUCGUUAGAAAUCAAGCAUCGAGCGAGAGGUCGUCGAUGACGAUCAACCAGGUUAUCCUUGCCUGGCUCUUGAUGAGCUUACAAGGCGUGAGACGUCUUUAUGAAUACCUCGCUGUUCUCCGACCUUCACCUUCCAAGAUGUGGGUCGUUCAUUGGCUAUUAGGAGCCGCGUUUUACUUCUGCACAAACAUUUCCGUUUGGGUUGAAGGAUCUAAUUCAAUCCGGUCUUCUGAGAGGUCUUUUCAUAACGAGACUCUAUCGUUCAAAGAGGUCGUUGGUGUCUCUAUGUUCCUAACCUCGUGGUUCAUGCAAUACAGAUGCCAUAGCUAUCUGUCUAGACUCAAGAAGUAUUCGCUACCAGACGAUGGUUUAUUCCGGUAUUUGGUGUGCCCGCAUUAUACAUGCGAAUGCAUAUUGUAUAUUUCUCUGGCGAUAGUAGCAGCGCCCGAAGGCCAGCUGUAUAACAGAACACUGAUCUGUGCGGUGUUGUUUGUCACGGUUAAUCUUGGUGUCACCGCUAAAGGCACUAAGAACUGGUACGGUGAAAUGUUCGGUCUCGAAAAGGUGCAGGGAAAAUGGAGAAUGAUACCCGGUGUGUAUUGAAAAUUGAGUAUGCUUGAAAAUCACUUUUUCUGGAACAAUCCAAGCUUGCCGCCGAUUUUCGACACUUUCAUCACGUCUCGAUAAGUUAGGCUGGUACGGGUCUUCCGUAUGUUGGAGCCGUCUGUAAAGUCGUCGGGCGAGCGGAGGAGUUCCCAGUUAGCAAUUGUACCCCUUGAAAGUUCAACGUCCUCCGUAAUAUCCUCGAUACCGUGUAGGAAUUCCGUGUACAAAGCAGAUGUGGUGACGAGUAAGCUUCGAGGCUCUUGUAGUAUUCUCCAAGCUGGCUCAGGAUCUAGACUACCGUCAUCCUUGGAUUUGUAGAUAUUGAGACAGAGGCUAGCACCAAGGCUCACAGUACACACAACGGGAUGAUACGCAGCUCCGU